AUGGCGAGCAGGCAGGCAGUAGUGGUGGCGCGUCGACCAGAUGUGCUCCGAGACGAGAUGCUCUGCCCCAUCCCUCCCGUCAACUGGAAGGAGGAGACGGGGCCCGGCCGACUCAAGGAGCCAAGCCCGGUUGCUAGCCCCGUCGCUGUCCAUCAUGGCUUGGACAGCGAAGCGUGCCCCAUCGCCCCGCAAGACUGGCGCUCUCGCUCUCAGAGUGACGCACCAGGAAGGAUAGCAGUGCCGCUAGUGCGCAGGACCGAAACAGCGGCGUCGACUGCGUCUUCCGAAGGCGAUGAAUCAGGCGGCAAACGGCGGGGCGAAACGGCCACACACGAAAGUACACUUAAACUCAUAGUGGAUGCAAUUCAGCCGGCGGCGCAAGAGCUUUUAACAAAAACCGGCACUCCCGCUUCAUCCGCCACUCCGACGUACUUUGCGGCCUCGCAAUCCGUCGCGUCCGCGCUCAUGUCCCCUCGCCCUGUCACGGGCACGCCUUCCUCAUCAGCCGCGUCAUCCGAGACUGGCGCGCCUUCAGGCACUUUGAGUUCCAGCAGCGGCAGCAGGAGGAGCAGCCGCAGCAGCAGCAGGAGCUCCGCGUGCGCCGAGGAGGUGCAGCUAGAGGUCACCGUCAAAAGCCCUGAUGCAAAAGCGCAAGCGCCGUCCUCGUUGCCCGCGUCUACCACUGCGUCCCCUUGUGGCAAGGGCGUGCGUGCGCUUGCGCGUCACACCAGCGAGUAUGGCCCGACUCGAAACAGCUCCGAACAUAGCGAUGGCUCUCACGAGAAUUGCGUCCAAGCCGAGCUGAAACAGGGUAUGGACGUAUCGCCAAUCGGCGACUUCUCUUCGCGCGGAUUCGGUUACACUGGCCUAGUCAAGUCCUCAUCGGGGGGUCCAUUUCUCGCGCCUCUUUUCCCAUCUUACGCCUCGUCUGCCGCCUCCGUCGCAGCACCUGCGGUUAGUACUACCUCCGUCGCGCUCUUUCCUUCGGAGAGCGAUCUUUCCGUUUCGCAUGCUGUCUUCAAUCCCGCGUCAGCGAGGGACGCAGUGGAGCCGGCCGCGGCGGUAACGGCGGCGCGGCGCGUCACUGUGGGCGGCGUAGCGCAGUUCCCGUGCUAUCAGUCGCCACGGGACGUGUUCGCGGGAAUUUCAAAUUCCCCGACUGAACAAGCGGCGGUGGCAACAGGCAGCUGUUUCGGCCGAGCAGCAGCGGAGGGAACCACGGGCAGUGGGCGCAGGCGAUUCUCCGAGGCUUCGAGUCGUGAGGAAGCGAUUCGCGCGGGAAUUGAAAUGGGCGUGGCCAUGGGCGUAGGCGUGGAGAUUGGGCAGCGGUGCCGCGAGACUAUAAGCAAGGGCGGUGAGGAAGCAGGAGCUGAUGUUCCUGCAGUGAGCUGCGCGGAUUGGUCAGAACUGAGUCAUCUGUGCGGCAAGAUGGACGCCGCGGGGAUUCGCAUCGAACAGAUCGACCUCACCACGCUUGGCGACACCGUUGACGAUAUCACCAUCCACUGA
Closterium sp. NIES-65 is the source of this 1509-nucleotide messenger RNA. NCBI's taxonomy places the organism in Eukaryota, Viridiplantae, Streptophyta, Zygnematophyceae, Desmidiales, Closteriaceae. The record is from the annotation of a GenBank genome assembly.